This is a messenger RNA of Sporothrix brasiliensis 5110, 546 nucleotides long. RefSeq lists its product as uncharacterized. The record is from RefSeq and is a predicted model, not a curated record. Gene Ontology annotation, cellular component: protein kinase CK2 complex; cytoplasm. Gene Ontology annotation, molecular function: protein kinase regulator activity. The transcript has 3 exons. NCBI's taxonomy places the organism in Eukaryota, Fungi, Ascomycota, Sordariomycetes, Ophiostomatales, Ophiostomataceae. The coding region runs from base 1 to 546 and encodes 181 amino acids.
AUGGACGACUUUGUGAGCGAGACGGACAGCGAGUACACAAGCUACUGGCGGGAUUGGUUCAUAUCGUCCCGGGGAAAUGAAUAUUUCUGCGAGAUUGACGAAGACUAUCUCACAGAUCGUUUCAACCUGACGGGGCUGAACACAGAAGUGCAAUACUACCAAUAUGCGCUCGACCUCGUUACCGACGUUUUUGACCUCGACUGUGAUGACGAAAUGCGUGAAACCAUCGAAAAAUCUGCUCGGCACCUCUACGGCCUCGUCCACGCGCGCUAUAUUGUGACAACCCGGGGUCUUGCUAAAAUGACAGCCGAACGGUACAUACCUCGGGUGUAUGGCUUCAAGGUGCACGCUUCUGCUGCCCUUAUUCGGUGGCAAAAUACUAUGAGGGACGACAUGAGGCGGAGACUUCGAAGACAAGAAAUCGAGAGUGGUUUCAAGGAUGACGAAUACGAAGGUAAUGAAGAUGAGGUGGAGGAAGAGGAAGACGACCAGUCACGCGAUAACCGAGACCAUCAUGUAUCCAACACGGGUGCCAUGGUAAUAUGA